Messenger RNA from Polypterus senegalus (gray bichir), 1867 nucleotides. Its product is annotated as zinc finger protein 501-like. Bases 120 to 1400 code for a protein of 426 amino acids. The transcript is spliced from 3 exons. The record is from RefSeq and is a predicted model, not a curated record. Gene Ontology annotation, biological process: regulation of transcription by RNA polymerase II. Gene Ontology annotation, molecular function: DNA-binding transcription factor activity, RNA polymerase II-specific; RNA polymerase II cis-regulatory region sequence-specific DNA binding. Gene Ontology annotation, cellular component: nucleus. Lineage: Eukaryota; Metazoa; Chordata; Cladistia; Polypteriformes; Polypteridae.
CAGCCGCACGAGAGAAAGACUGGUGGAUUGAGGCGGCAGUUUUAACGAGGUUAGAAAGUUCUCCAUCGCCGACAGGCACAGGAGAGAAAGAAAAAUCUGCCAUUUACUGUAACAUUUAAAUGGAUGUGAAAGAGGAGACGUGUGACGCAGACAUGAAUAUCAUGGAGGAGAGGACCGUAAAUGUUAAGGAGGAGGACUGUGGAUGGGAGAGCGUCCACCCUAAGCAGGAGAGUCUGGACAUUAAAGAAGAGGUGCGUGAACUGGGGUCAGUAAGUAUUAAAGAGGAGGAUGAAGAGAAGUGUGUCAGCACUGAGAUACACAACUAUAGGAGUAUGGAGAGCAUCAAGGAAGAUGACCAUAAUUACGAACAUCAAGAUGGAGCAGUGACUGGGUUAGUCUCUUCUCGUAGCAGACUCUCUUCAUCUCCGGAGUCUUCUAUCAAUUUAAAACAUGAAUCACUACAUUCUGACACAAAGGGGACUGAAGGAAUUUCAUCUCCUAAAACACAGGAGAGUCAGCCACCACCUAAGACGUCAUCUAAAACAAGUAUCACACUUCACUGCUGUUGUGAGUGUGGGAAACUCUUUCCUGACAGUUGUAAUCUUCAGAAACACGUUAAAACUCACACAAAACAGAAGGCAUAUUGCUGCUCUGAAUGUGGCAAAAAAUUUUCACAGAGAAGCUAUCUCCAGAUCCACCAAAGAAUUCACACAGGGGAGAAGCCAUAUUGCUGUGCUGAAUGUGGCAAAACAUUUUUACGAAGAAGUGAGCUUCAGAGCCACCGAAUAAUUCACACAGGACAGAAGCCAUAUUGCUGUUCUGAAUGUGGCAAAACAUUUUCACAGAAAAGCUAUCUUCAGAGCCACCAAGGAAGUCACAGAAUGGAGAAGCCAUAUGAGUGCUCUGAAUGUGGUAAAAAGUUCUCACAGAGUAGCGCUCUUCGGAGACACCAAAGAAUCCACACGGGAGAGAAGUCCUAUUGCUGCCCUGAAGGUGGUAAAAACUUUUCAAAGAGAACCAGUCCUCAGAACCACCAAAGAAUUCACUCAGGGGAGAAGUCCUAUCACUGUUCUGAAUGUGGUAAACAGUUUUCAGUAAAAAAAUAUUUUCAACGCCACAAAAAAAUUCACAAAGUAGAGAAGCCAUACUGCUGUUCUGAAUGUGGCAAAACAUUUUCAUGGAAAAGGUAUCUUCAGAGCCACCAAAGAACUCACACAGGGGAGAAGCCAUAUGACUGUUCUGAAUGUGGCAAACAGUUUUCACAGCGAGGCCAUCUUCAGAGACACCAAAGAACCCACACAGGGGAGAAGCCGUAUUGCUGCCCUGAAUGUGGAAAACAAUUCACUUCCCAUAAUUAUCUUCAGACACACAUUAAAAUUCACUCAAGAGGGAAGCUAUAGUGUUGUUGUUUUUUGUUUUUUUAUGUUGCAAAGAAUUCAAAUAAGAGAGAAAAAAAUGACAAACUCCACCUCCUUGUCCACAGAUGAACACGGUACAAUAUAAGGAGCAGAAAAAGAAUUCAAACAGUUUGAUGAAAACACAAAAGAAUAAAUUGUGGAAACCACAAGUAAUGUGCUAAAUACGCUGCCCCCCUCCAACAGCAUCAUGUGGGUGCAGAACUUUAUCCAUGCAUGCCUUAUGAGGGGUGAAGUAUGACAAAAAAGUGAAGACCUAAGAAGUACAAUUUACCAGCACCAGAAAGACACUGGGACCACAACUCAGACCAUUCAGUGGAAAAUGAGGAAGCGCUGGCCACUUGUGACAGAGAAAUCCUGAUUGACAUGCCAGAAAACCAGAUGUAAUAAUCAAAGAAAGCCUGGAUAAUAGAAGUAUCAGUUUCGAGUGAGUACUCACUCCUAAGAAUGGA